This is a messenger RNA of Protobothrops mucrosquamatus (brown spotted pit viper), 2862 nucleotides long. RefSeq names its product lysine acetyltransferase 2B (gene KAT2B). Lineage: Eukaryota; Metazoa; Chordata; Lepidosauria; Squamata; Viperidae. The transcript has 18 exons. Gene Ontology annotation, molecular function: histone H3 acetyltransferase activity; protein binding. Bases 1 to 2526 code for a protein of 841 amino acids. Gene Ontology annotation, cellular component: nucleus; histone acetyltransferase complex. Gene Ontology annotation, biological process: positive regulation of transcription by RNA polymerase II; chromatin remodeling. The record is from RefSeq and is a predicted model, not a curated record.
AUGUCUGAGGCCGGUGCGGCCGGGCUUGGAGCUGCAGCUGCAGCGGCAGCAGGAGCAAGCCUUGGGGUCAACGGCGGCGGGGCCGGAGCACUGCAGCAGGGUUCCCCGGCCGCUGGAGGGUUGCCUGCUUGUGGUCCCGCCCGAGCUGUUAUCGCUGCUGCCGCAGCUGCUACUGCUGAGAGCCCUGCAGGAGGAGGCAGUGGAAGUGGUAGUAGUAGCAACAGCGGCGGGGGGCUCGGCUCGGCUCGUAUCGCGGGGAAGAAGGCACAGCUUCGCUCUGCACCCCGCGCCAAGAAGCUAGAGAAACUGGGAGUUUAUUCUGCCUGCAAGGCAGAGGAUUCUUGUAAAUGUAAUGGCUGGAAAAACCCUAACCCACCUCCUACUCCACCCAGGGUAGAUUUGCAGCAGUCUGUUGUGAGCCUUACUGAACCGUGUCGUAGUUGUAAUCAUGCACUAGCCGCUCAUGUUUCCCAUUUGGAGAAUGUCUCAGAAGAAGAAAUGAACAGACUAUUGGGAAUUGUGUUGGAUGUUGAGUAUCUCUUCACCUGUGUUCACAAAGAAGAAGAUGCAGAUACCAAGCAGGUUUAUUUCUACUUAUUCAAGCUUUUGAGGAAGUGUAUAUUACAGAUGGGGAAACCAGUUGUAGAAGGAUCACUGGAGAGUCCCCCGUUUGAGAAACCUAGUAUUGAACAGGGAGUUAAUAAUUUUGUGCAAUACAAAUUUAGUCACCUACCAUCAAAAGAGAGACAAACCAUAGUAGAAUUGGCUAAAAUGUUUCUCAAUCGCAUCAAUUACUGGCACUUGGAAACACCUUCCCAGUGGCGACUGAGGUCACCUAAUGAUGACAUUGCUGGCUAUAAAAUAAACUACACAAGGUGGUUGUGUUACUGCAAUGUCCCCCAGUUUUGUGAUAGUCUACCUCAAUAUGAAACCACACAAAUUUUUGGGAGAACCUUGUUGCGUUCUGUUUUCACCGUUAUGAGACGGCAACUUCUUGAACAUGCAAGACAGGAAAAGGACAAACUUCCUCUUGAGAAACGAACACUAAUCCUAACACAUUUUCCCAAGUUCCUGUCCAUGUUGGAGGAAGAGGUAUACAGUCAAAAUUCUCCUAUCUGGGAUCCAGAUUUCAUAACUUCCACUUCUCGAAGCAGCCAACUAGGCAUCCAAACAGUUAUUAACCGUCCUCCUAUGAUGAGAUCUGUUUCAUACAGUUCAAGUCCUUCAUCUUUGGAACAACCUAGUGGAGGAACUAUGAGUCCUGCUUCCAAAUCUGCUUCUGGCCUGGACCAAAACCUAGGAGAAAAAAGAAAAAAUAAUGAAAGUUACUCUUCAGAGAAUGCUAAGAAGCCACGGGUUAUAGGAGAUAUUCCUGUUGAACUGAUCAAUGAAGUGAUGUCAACCAUUACAGAUCCAACAGCAAUGCUUGGUCCAGAGCAGACUAAUUUUCUGUCUGCACACUCCGCCCGGGAUGAAGCUGCAAGAUUGGAAGAGCGUAGGGGAGUGAUUGAAUUUCAUGUGGUUGGAAAUUCCUUAAAUCAAAAACCAAAUAAAAAGAUUAUGAUAUGGCUGGUUGGCUUACAAAAUGUAUUCUCACAUCAGUUACCCAGAAUGCCAAAAGAGUAUAUUACUCGUCUAGUCUUUGAUCCGAAACACAAGACCCUUGCAUUAAUAAAGGAUGGUCGUGUGAUUGGUGGUAUCUGUUUUCGGAUGUUCCCAUCUCAAGGAUUUACGGAAAUAGUUUUCUGUGCUGUGACUUCUAAUGAACAAGUCAAGGGUUAUGGAACACACUUAAUGAAUCAUCUGAAAGAAUAUCACAUUAAGCAUAAUAUUCUCAAUUUCCUUACAUAUGCUGAUGAAUAUGCAAUUGGCUACUUCAAGAAACAAGGCUUUUCAAAAGAUAUUAAAGUACCAAAAGCAAAAUAUGUCGGCUAUAUAAAGGAUUAUGAAGGAGCAACUUUAAUGGGAUGUGAAUUGAAUCCAAGAAUUCCUUACACUGAAUUUUCAGUCAUCAUUAAGAAACAAAAAGAGAUAAUUAAAAAAUUAAUUGAAAGGAAGCAAGCACAGAUUCAGAAAGUUUAUCCUGGCCUUUCUUGUUUCAAAGAUGGAGUACGACAGAUUCCCAUAGAAAGUAUUCCUGGAAUUAGAGAGACUGGCUGGAAACCAAGUAAUAAAGAGAAGGGUAAAGAACCCAAAGAUCUGGAUCAACUUUACAGCACACUAAAAAACAUUCUACAACAGGUCAAGAGCCACCAAAGUGCUUGGCCUUUCAUGGAACCAGUGAAGAGAACAGAGGCUCCUGGAUAUUAUGAAGUUAUAAGAUUUCCUAUGGAUCUGAAAACUAUGAGUGAACGACUGAAGAACAGAUACUACAUAUGUAAGAAAUUAUUCAUGGCAGAUAUGCAGCGAGUAUUUACUAACUGCAGAGAGUACAACCCACCUGAAAGUGAAUAUUACAAAUGUGCCAAUAUACUGGAGAAAUUCUUCUACACAAAAAUUAAAGAAGCUGGAUUAAUUGACAAAUAAUUUUCUUCUCAUACAAUUAAGAUGCCUAAUGUAACAGCAAAAUAUGCAGUUCUUUCACUAGAUUCGAAACUUGUUUAUAAAAUAAAAUUUUCUUAACUAGCACUUUUAAACAUGUAAUAUAGAAGAGUUUAUUUUAUUAAAGUAUUUUUAAAUGUACACUUGCAUGCCCUUUUGCGGUGUAUUCAAUUUUUAUUAGAUGUAUUGCACAAACUGUUUGGAGAUUUGGAAAGGGUAAAUUUCCAAGCAGUGAAUGUUUAUGCUUAAUGUAUCAGAUUGAAAAAUAGCUUAUUUUUACAGCAAAUAUGUUAAUGAAGGGGGAAAUGAAUUAUAUAUAUU